Molecule: messenger RNA, 2948 nt
Organism: Hypanus sabinus (Atlantic stingray)
Lineage: Eukaryota; Metazoa; Chordata; Chondrichthyes; Myliobatiformes; Dasyatidae
Gene: cd81a
Product: CD81 molecule a
Exons: 8
Coding region: 111-818 (235 amino acids)
Cellular component (GO): membrane
Source: RefSeq, a predicted model, not a curated record
GUGUUGGGGAGGGCGGUACAUGAGUGAGAAGCUCUAGGUUGCUCUUGGUUAGUCAACCUUUUCGAGUUGCUGUUGGUGGAAGAUUUGACGUGUGAGCGCUUAACGGAGCCAUGGGAGUGGAAGGCUGCAUGAAGUGCAUCAAGUACUUGCUGUUCGUAUUUAAUUUCCUUUUCUGGCUUGCAGGAGGAGUGAUUCUUGGUGUGGCUCUGUGGCUCAGACAUGAUCCUCAAACAACUCAAGUACUGAAUACACACUUUGAAGAUAGGUGGGCCCCAAACACCUUCUUCAUAGGGGUCUACAUCCUGAUUGGUGUUGGAGCUGUGAUGAUGAUCGUGGGGUUUCUAGGUUGCUAUGGUGCCAUCCAGGAAUCCCAGUGCAUGCUAGGAACGUUCUUCGUCUGUCUGGUGGUUUUGUUCGCUUGCGAGGUUGCUGCUGGGAUCUGGGGAUUCGUACACAAGGAUGAGGUGGCUAAUGAGUUUAAGACGUUCUAUGAUCAAGCUAACACUGCUUACAUGAUGCCAUCACAAAAUCGAGAAAAGAAGGAUCAGGCUAAAGCUGUGUUGGUGACCUUGCAUAAUGCGCUGGACUGCUGUGGAAGCAACAUUGUAACCAAGUUAAUGACUGCAGAACUCUGUCCCAAACAGAAGGGAAUAGGUCUUCAAAUUCCGGUCGACUGUGGUACACGGAUCAAUGAGCUGUUUACUGAGAAGCUGUAUAUUAUUGGGAUCGCUGCUGUCAUCGUUGCAGUUAUCAUGAUCCUGGAGAUGAUUUUCAGCAUGGUACUGUGCUGUGGAAUCCGAAACAACUCUGUGUACUAGAAAGCCUCCUCGGGCCGCCACCUCACAGGACUGCCAGUGAGCGCUGCAAACAGAAAAGCUUUGUAGUGGAAUAUCAUUAAAAUGCCCAAACUAAUCCUAUUCUGUGAUUGUUGCCACUUGUUAUGCUCAGUUUAAAUAUAUAUAUAUAUCUAUAUAUAUAUAUAUAAUAAAAUGGUGGUUUCAUAUUAUAAAAAAACUAUAUGUAAUAUAUAAAAUGUUUUAAUAUUAUGAAACCAUCUCUCCAGGCAUUGACAGUUCUCCCCUGGUGCAAACUGAAGCUUGCGCUGGAGAAUCUUGUGCACAUAUAACAACUGAUAUGUACCCAUCAAAUCUCCAGCCAUCACAUCACAUCCUCCAUCAGUCAGUGCUUCAGAGCUGCAGCAAAGUCACAAAUUUGAAUUAGGGUGUUAAGAAGAAAAAAACUGAGCCCUCUGUGUGCUGGUGGUGGGCUUAGUGCUCGUAUUGAUCUGAAGCCUUGGGAGUGUAUAUGUGUGUGUUAUGUUUUUAAAAAUAAUCCAAAUUGAGUUUCAGGUAACCACCAGCUGUGAACUGUCUUGUGCCCAAAGUUUGUAUUCAGCUUGUGCAAACUUUCUGAGGGAUUGUACUGAUUCAAAGUUUUGUUUCUUCCCAUUUGUACUGCGGGUACCUUAAAGUAUACAUGUAUAAUAUAGGCAGUGCAGUGAGUAACUUAUAAUGAUGGGGGCUGGUCACAGUACUUGGGCGGUUGUUUGCUUGUUUCCUGUUUCCAGUUAAAUAUAGUCCAAAUGAGCAACGAAGAAUCUGUGCUGUACCCCUCACCCCCAACCCCACCCAAAGCUCAACUCCUCUGCUUCUGCUGAAUUUUAAACUCUUGUGUAUUGAUGUAAACUAAAAGAUUCUUCUGCCUGUAUUUUCAGGUGAUUAUUUUUGUUUUUUAUAUUGGAAUUUCACAUACCUUGGGAUCUUUAUGCUUGAAGCCCAACCAGUGUUGUUUGACAUCUUCGGCCUAAAGACCUGCAUUAUUAACCAGUAUUUGAGAAAUUGCUUGUGUAUAAUCUCCAAUGCUUGGCUUCCAGAUUUUUGCUGCUUUUUUUUUAAAAUCUUGCAUUUUACCAUUUAAAAUGAUGUCAACCAUGUCAUUCUAACAGUCUUAAAGGAACCAUAACAAGCAAACCUGAACACAGUAAUUCCAAGUCCGUUUCCUCAUUCUGACUGCUUAAGCAUGGAAUUGAUGGUGCUACAUGGGCACUGAGCUGUGGCUUCUGUCGGAGUUUGUGUUGGGACAGAAUCUGGAACCAUUCUCUCUUAAAGCUUCUCUAUUACGUGCCUAGAACAUCAAACGUUUCUUCCUGCCAGGGCUUCCUACAAGUUGACAAAACAGUGCCUUUGUCUCUGUAUCAAAGCCGGUUGCGGUUUCCCUCCAUUAACUGAAUAGGUAGGAGGUUGAGGAACCAUGGAAGCUGAGAUCCAGUGAGUCCAUUUGCUACCCUAGGGAAACCUCAACCACAAUGCAUUUAGCAGCUGCCUCCUGCGUUCAGAAGGAAGGUGAUUGAUUAUUGAUCAGUCAACCAACAGCAUCUGUAAUGAUUUUCUCUAGACCUCUCCUGACAAGUUGUGGGGUCUGGAUCUGAGGAACAGCCACUGCCUUCUUCUGCAUCUUCCAUUCAUGUAAAACAUGUACAAUUUACUUGUUAAGAAUUGGGUGCAUUUUGUUCAUUGUUAAUGCUUUGUAUCUGAAGUCCGCUUCAGAGUGUACUUGUCAGAGAUGAGGUUGCCCACAGAAUGCAAUGAGUGCUAACUGGUGUUUAAAAAGGGAUGGUUUGGGAGAUGAUUGAUAACCCUAGGUUUAUUUGUGUAGCUAACUGUAGAGAUGGUUGGCUGCGAAGACCUAUUGCCACCCACAGUUUCCAAUGAAGUGCCCAUUUAUUUUUGUCAAGCUACCUUUCUAUCACAGAUGUUUAGAAGGGCUGUGCUGUUUUGAUUAUAAUGUCUAGAAUUGAUUGAACCUUUAUAUACAUUGGAUUAUAUAUACGUUUGAUUAUAUUACAUGCAAUGUGUCCCAUAUUUUUAGCAUGUCUGCAUCCAAAGGGUUUGUAUACAAUGUGCCUGUUCUGUGAAUACAUAACAAUAAAGAUCACUUCCUUUAACACA